Messenger RNA from Helianthus annuus (common sunflower), 1869 nucleotides. Its product is annotated as 2,3-bisphosphoglycerate-independent phosphoglycerate mutase. NCBI's taxonomy places the organism in Eukaryota, Viridiplantae, Streptophyta, Magnoliopsida, Asterales, Asteraceae. The record is from RefSeq and is a predicted model, not a curated record. Gene Ontology annotation, molecular function: manganese ion binding. Bases 76 to 1749 code for a protein of 557 amino acids. Gene Ontology annotation, biological process: glucose catabolic process. The transcript has 9 exons. Gene Ontology annotation, cellular component: cytoplasm.
UCAGAAUCCAAACCUACUUUCUGCAUCAUUUUCAAACCCCCAAACGGAGAUCUAGAACAAAAAACGGUUACAGCUAUGGGGAGCACUGGAUUCUCAUGGAAACUUGCCGAUCAUCCGAAGCUACCGAAGGGAAAGCUGGUGGCGAUGAUUGUUCUAGACGGUUGGGGUGAAGCUUCUCCUGAUAAGUACAAUUGCAUUCAUGUUGCCGAGACUCCGACUAUGGAUUCUCUCAAAAACGGUGCCCCUGAUAAAUGGAGAUUGGUGAGGGCUCAUGGUACUGCUGUUGGGCUUCCCACUGAAGAUGACAUGGGAAACAGUGAAGUUGGACAUAAUGCUCUUGGUGCUGGAAGGAUAUAUGCUCAAGGUGCAAAGCUCGUGGAUCUUGCUCUUGCAUCUGGAAAAAUAUAUGAAGAUGAAGGAUUUAAUUACAUCAAGGAAUCUUUUGCAACAAACACCUUGCACCUUAUUGGAUUGAUGAGUGACGGGGGUGUGCAUUCACGCCUUGAUCAGUUACAGUUGUUGCUCAAAGGAGCUAGCCAGCGUGGCGCCAAGAGGAUUCGUGUUCACGUGCUUACUGAUGGGCGUGAUGUUUUAGAUGGUUCAAGUGUUGGUUUCGCUGAAAUACUUGAGGCAGAACUUUCAGAUCUACGAAGCAAAGGCAUUGACGCCCAGGUGGCUUCUGGUGGUGGACGCAUGUAUGUCACCAUGGAUCGUUAUGAGAACGAUUGGGAAGUUGUGAAACGUGGUUGGGAUGCUCAAGUUCUUGGUGAAGCCCCACACAAGUUUAAGAAUGUUGUUGAGGCUAUCAAGACACUUAGAUCGGCCCCUGGUGCUAAUGACCAGUACCUGCCCCCUUUUGUCAUAGUUGAUGAUAGCGGAAAGUCUGUGGGUCCCAUUGUGGAUGGUGACGCUGUUGUCACUUUCAAUUUCCGUGCAGACCGUAUGACUAUGCUUGCCCAAGCUCUUGAAUACGAGAAAUUCGAUAAGUUUGACCGAGUGCGGGUCCCAAAAAUCCGGUAUGCCGGUAUGCUUCAGUACGAUGGGGAGCUGAAGCUUCCAAGUCACUACCUUGUAUCUCCUCCAUUGAUAGAAAGAACAUCUGGCGAGUAUUUGGUACAUAACGGGGUCCGCACAUUUGCUUGCAGUGAAACCGUCAAAUUCGGUCACGUCACAUUUUUCUGGAACGGAAACCGUUCUGGAUAUUUUAAUGCCGAGUUGGAAGAGUAUGUUGAAAUUCCAAGUGAUAGUGGAAUUACCUUCAAUGUUCAACCAAAAAUGAAAGCUUUGGAGAUUGGUGAGAAAACCCGUGAUGCCAUCCUUAGUGGAAGAUUUGACCAAGUACGUGUGAACAUACCAAAUGGUGAUAUGGUUGGGCAUACUGGUGACGUUGAGGCUACUGUCGUGGCCUGCAAAGCAGCUGAUGAAGCUGUUAAGAUGAUUAUUGAUGCAGUAGAACAAGUGGGUGGAAUAUAUGUGGUUACUGCUGAUCACGGUAAUGCGGAAGACAUGGUUAAAAGAAAUAAAAAGGGUGAGCCUAUUCUCAAGGAUGGUGAGGUUCAGAUCCUAACGUCACACACUCUUCAGCCGGUGCCAAUUGCAAUUGGAGGGCCUGGGUUAGCAGCGGGUGUGAAAUUCCGUAAGGACGUGCCAAGUGGUGGGCUAGCAAACGUAGCAGCAACCGUGAUGAAUCUGCAUGGGUUUGUUGCACCUGAAGAUUAUGAGACGACUCUUAUUGAAGUUGUUGAUUGAUUAUGAGUAUGAAAAAGGUGGUUUUUAUUUUUGUUUGACCCAAUAAUUUGACGGAAAUAGUAAACAUAUGACUAUGUUUUGUUAAAUUUUCCUGAAAACAUUUGUUUGGGUUUUAGUGUC